GAUUCUAGCCCAGACCUCCCAGACUCUGCGUCACCCAGGCUGGAGUGCAGUGUGUGUGAUCUUGGCUCACUUCACCCACUCACUGUGUCGCCCAGGCUGGAGUGCGGUGGUGUGAUCUUGGCUCACUGCAACCUCUGACUCCUCGGUUCAAGCGAUUCUACUGCUUCAGCCUCCCAAGUAGCUGGGACUACAGGCACACACCACCAUGCCCGGCUAAUUUUUGUAUUUUUUUGUAAAGAUGGGGUUUCACUAUGUUGGCCAGGCUGGUUUUGAACUCCUGACCUUGUGAGCCGUCUGCCUCAGCCCCCCCCCAAAAUGCUGGGAUUACAAGUAUGAGCCACCCCACCCGGCCUCCAAUUGCUUCCUUGACAUCUUUAUUUAGAGACUGCCUGUUCCAGGAGGGCAGACUAUGCUGAUCUUUCUCACUCCAUGUGCCCAGAAGAAGGCCCAACAUACAGCAGUCUCUAAUUUCAGGAGUCUGCCCUGGAGGUUCGUGAGCCCUGGCAUCCCAGAAUCUGAAUUGCUUCUCAGCAACAGUGGCUCUUCACCCUUCUAAGUGCAGAGGAGGAAGCCCCGCUCAUUCUGGGUGCACUUCCCACUAAGGAAAUAGGAGGAGGAAUUCUGAAGCCUUGUGGCUGCUUCAUGGAGCUCUGAACAAGUGCUUGGGAUGGAUCCAAACUCCAUCUUGCUUUCUCCGCAGCGCCAGAUCUGCUCCCACCUGGCAGAAGCCUGUAUGGAAGGUGAGAGAAGCUCAUCCCCUCCAGAGCUGGGUAGAGACCCCCAGUUUCCCUGGAGCCAGGUCUCCAGCCCUGCAGACCCCAACUGGUUUGGGGAUGAACACAUCCAGGCCAAGAGGGCCAGAGUGGAGACCAUCAUCCAAGGCAUGUGCCUCUCCCCGAAUCCUCUGGUGCCAGGCAGUAUACAAGCUGGGGACACCCCACACUGCCCAGAGAUGACCCGAGAGAGGAAUAGGAAGCAGAGCCUUCCCAUGCAGCAAGGGCUCCUGAUACCAGCCCCUGCCUGGGACCAGGGCAACAGGAAGGGGGGCCCUCGCGUGAGAGAACAACUUCACCUGCUGAAGCAACAGCUAAGACAUCUGCAGGAGCACAUCCUGCAGGCUGCAGAGCCCAGGGACACAGCUCAGGGCCUCGGAGGCUGUGGCAAGGGAAAAGGCCCUCUGAGCACAAAGCAGAGAAGUGACUGUGGGCCUCGCCCCUGGGCUUCGAACAGUGACCACCAGCAGAGUUCCAGCAAGGACAUCUCUGGGGCAGAAAAACACCGAGUGUCUGAGGCCAAAUACCAGACUGAGGAGCCCAGGUUCCUUCCUUCUGGAGCACCAGCUUCACUGGAGAUUCUGAGAAAAGAGCUGACCAGGGCAGUGUCCCAGGCUGUGGACUCGGUAUUACAAAAGGUACUACUGGAUCCGCCAGGCUGCCUAACUCAGCUGGGUAGUCAGGGGUGGGUGCCAGAGAGUAGAAGUGAGUCCUCACGUCCCAUGGCAGAGGCCUGUGAAAAUCCACUUGCUUUGGCUGCCUUGCCCAGGAGGGUUCAGCUACAAGCUGGAGUCCCAGUAGGAAACUUAUCAUUGGCCAAGACUCUAGAUUCUCCUGGGUACCCUAUCUCUCCAAGAAUGAUCCCCAAACCCUGUCAGGGUCCCCCAGCAAACUGUCCACUGACUGCACCUUCCCACAACCAGGAAAAUCAGAUUUGGAGCCAGCUACUGGGUCAUAGAUGCAACAAUGGCCAUUGGAGUAGCAGUCGUCCCCAGGACUCAUCUUCCCAGAGGCACCCCUCCUUGGAGCCUGCCCUACAACCUUGGAGAACUACCAAACUGCAACCACUGGUCCUGAGCCAACAGCAAUGUCCCCUGCCUUUCGCCUCUGCCCAUCUGGAAAGUCUGCCCCUUCUUCCCUCAGUGAAGAUGGAACAGGGAGGUCUGCAUGCUGUGACUGAGGCGCUGCCUUUCUCUUCAUUGCACAUCCAGGAGGGCCUAAACCCUGGUCACUUGAAGAAGGCCAAACUAAUGUUUUUCUUCACGAGAUAUCCCAGCUCCAAUCUCCUGAAGGCUUAUUUUCCUGAUGUUCAGUUCAACCGCUGCAUUACCUCCCAGAUGAUCAAGUGGUUCAGCAACUUUCGUGAGUUUUAUUACAUCCAAAUGGAAAAAUUUGCCCGGCAAGCAAUUUCAGAUGGUGUCACCAAUCCCAAAAUGCUGGUGGUUCUCCGCAAUUCAGAACUGUUUCGAGCUCUCAAUAUGCACUAUAAUAAGGGAAAUGACUUUGAGGUUCCAGAUUGCUUCUUGGAAAUCGCCAGCUUGACAUUACAGGAGUUCUUCAGGGCUGUCUCCGCAGGGAGAGAUUCAGAUCCUUCCUGGAAGAAACCCAUUUAUAAAAUUAUUUCGAAACUGGACAGUGACAUCCCAGAGAUAUUCAAAUCUUCCAGCUAUCCCCAGGAGCUGUUUCAGAGUUAAGAUCCCACAACGUGAGGAGUGACUGGCUAGUUCCUGGGCUUGUGUUAAAUGGCAGUUUAGCCAUAGUCAUAUAAAAAAGGGCACAAGGAAAACCCCUCUAGGAUUUAGGAAAAUAGGCACUAUUACCAUUUCGAUCAUUUAUUUCCUUUCCAGAAUCAGCAGAAAUUUAACUUUAACUAUAAAAUAUACUAGCUGUAUUAGUGUAUGGGUAGUAUAUUGUGAAAAGGAACACAAGUUUGGAAUCAGAAGACAUGAAUCUCAACUCCAUUGUUUCCAGGGAGUUGUGACCCUGGGAACUUCCUGGUGUCUCUCAUCUGUAAAAUGAGGUUGUUAAGGAUUAAAGGACAGUGUGUCCUAUGCAGUGUUAUUCACACACAAAUGUUUUUUGAACCCCACUUUCACAUAAGGUUAUCUUAUUUGGGGUUUUUACAAAUUGCUGUUUUUAGUCACCUACUUAUAAAGCACCACCUAUUUGCUAGAUACUUUCACAUACUUUAAGCUUCUCACCCUGUAAAGCAGUUACUACUAUCAUUAAAAAAUGACCACCAGAAGCUUUAGAACUGCAAGGUAACUCGCCAAAGCCUAUGAGGCUAGGACAUCUGGGUUGAUGGGACGGUCAGGAGCCUGGAGGAACCAAGACGUUCUGAUGCCUGACUGCAUGCUGGACCAUCUCCUGCUGCUAACUCAAGAUCUCAAACAGGACCCCAUCCCUAGUAAGCAUCCAGCAUUGGCAGGGCAUUGUCACCUGAAAACUCCUGCCUAAUACUUAGGAGCAAUUCACCACCCAAGAUUUCUGCUGAUCAUUUCAGCAAACCCAAGACAAACUUUCUGCAGGACUUGAGUGUUGUUGUCUAUUUACAUUUGUCUGCGGGAAGAGUUUAUCAGCUGGAUAAUGCAAUAGUCUCUAGUUGACCACUGCAAUUGAUGCCCCAACCUCAUAUUUGCAGAAGAAGCUGAACUUCAGACUGUGAAAGGCAGAAAGGGCCUUUGGAGAUCAUCUGGCCCACCCUGCUUAAAUUAGGAAGGAAGAAUCGAGGUCCAGACAGGAGGCUUGCACAGGCUGUGCACAGCCUUGCAGAUGCUAAAUGGCAUAACUGGGACAAAUGCAGCAUCACACAGCAAUGGAAAUUCUCCCACUCCAUAACAAAAUUACAGUCCAUGGCUGACCUUCCACUGAUGCAGGAAUUCAUGAAAUCAAUUUUCCUCCCUGCUGGCCCAACACAAAUUGUGACCCACUCUGAGCAUAUAGGCGAGACAUGUGCAAAGCUGAGUAACUGCAUCUGUCUUCUGAGCUAGUCAGGAUCAGUCUUUGUAUGCACUGCCAAAGGUACGCGGGGUGGGGUGGGGGUAACAGAUAGCUCAGGCUUUGUAGUCCUGAUAAGCGGUGUCUGUGAGUUCUUUAGCUUACUUCUUUCCUGUCUAUAUAAAACAAGUUUCCAUAUUCAGCUACUCAACUUCCAUGAUUUUUCUGGUGGGGUGCUAGCUGGAGCAGAUGAGAUAAAAUUCCUAAAGUAUUACUAGAUCUAUCAGCAUAAAAAGGUAUAAAAGAUGAAUUUUCCUUUGAAUUUUCUCUUACUUCAAACAGCUGAAAGGAAAAACAAAACAGACUUAGCUCAAACCCCUCUUUACAGGCUAUUUAAAGGUUAUUCUUAAGUGCCCUUCAAUAUAUCCAAUUGCACUCAGAAGAUCUUUGCCCUAUUUUCACAAAAAUGAAGGAACCUGCCAAACCUAGGUUUUAAACACAGGCAAGCAUGGAGUGCUCAGAGCAAGGACAAUCAGUGUUCUGUGUCUGGAGACAAUAGAAGAGCCCUCUAUCCAGAGUGACAUUACAUUCAGGGGAAACAAGUUCACAUGAUUGUCCAAUAGAGAGCAGCCCUUCUUCUAUCCCAAACCUGAAAUUCAUUAGUGUGUGUUUUAAAGACUGAGUCAAGUCACCGCCAGGGCAGUGAACCUUGUCUCAGGGACCAAUUAGAUGAAAUGUACAAGCUCAAAUUGAAAACAUUUGUGUAUGGCAGUCUUUCCAGGAAGUGUUCUCUAACCACUGAGCUAAACACAGAAGAAUGUAUAAAUAUAUAUGCUCUGCCAACAGAAUUCUAUUCUAUUAUAAUUUUCUGUUUCUACCAAGUGUGUAUCUCUCUGUUGGAAACACAUGGAAUGUAAGCUGAGUGGGUUAUUAUGUUCUUUUAGCAGUCACACUUUGCCAAAGAUCUGGUCAUUCUUUCCAUUAAGGUAUAUAAGGGUGCUAUGUUUUUAUUUGAGACAGGGUCUCCCUCUCUCACUCAGGCUGGAGCACAGUGCCAUGAUCACAGUAGCCUCGAUCUCCCAGGUUCAAGUGAUUCUCCUACCUCUGGCUCUCGAGUAGCUAGGACUACAGGCAUAUGUCACCAUGCCCAGCUAAUUUUUAAAAACUUUUCUGUAGAGACGGGGUUCUUGCUAUGUUGCCCAGGUUGGUCUUGAACUCCUGGGCUCAAACAAUUCUCCCACCUUAGCCUCCCAAAGUGCUAGAAUUAUAGGCAUGAGCCACCAUGCCCAGCCUUGGGUACUCUCUCCUAGAUUAGACAUGUUCAAAUAUUGCAUAAUUGUCCAAUUUCUCAAUGGUGGACAACAGGGUCUGCACUGUGGUUUAUGACGAUGGCAUUACUGAAGAGUUAAUGCCCAAUUAUCAAUGAAAAGCAAGCAGUUAAUUGGCAUCCCAGGCAGGAAAAUGUUCGUUAGGAACCUUUCUUUUUUUGGAAACAGAGUUUUGCUCUGUUGCCAAGGCUAGAGUGCAAUGGCAUGAUCUUGGUUCACUGUAACCUCCACCUCCUGUGUUCAAGCAAUUCUCCUGUCUCAGCCUUCCAAGUAGCUGGGAAUACAGGCAUGUGCCACCACACCCGGCUAAUUUUGUAUUUUUAGUAGAGAUGACUUUCACCAUGUUAGUCAGGCUGGUCUGGAACUCCUGACCUCAGGUGAUCUGCCUGCCUUGGCCUCUCAAGAUGCUGGGAUUAUAGGCACGAGCCACCAUGUCUGGCCAUUAGCAAGCUUUAUUUCAAACACUGUUUCAUAUAGUAUACAAAUCCCAAACCAGAUUCAAACGGUGAGAGGCUGAAGGCAUCUCCUGGGCAUAUAAAGGGUACCUAAACAAUUUUUUUCCAUCAGAGAAUGAGCAAAGCAUAAAUAGCAAACAGCACAAUGCUCUUUAAUAAAGCUCUACACUCAGCCCUCUUAUGGAGGCCCACUUUUAAAAUACUGUUUUUCCUUUCAAUGACAAAAUAUAGACUCCUCAGGAAAAAAAAAAAAUUAAUGUUGCACUUUCCUAACCUAAUCUUACAAGUGUUUUUGGAAAAUAUAAUGUUUGGCUGGGCAGAGUAGCUCAUGCCUGUAACCCCAGCACUUUGGUAGGCUGAAGUUGGAGGAUUGCUUGAGCCCAGGGGUUUGAGACCAGACUGGGCAAUGUGUUGAGGCCCCAUCUUUACCAAAAAAGAAAAUACAAAAAUUAGCCUGCAUAAUGGCGUGUGCCUGUAGUCCUGGCUACUUGGGAGGCUAAGGUGAAGAUCAUUUGGUCCUGGGAGGUUGAGGUUGCAAUGAGCCGGACUUUUAAAAGUCCUUACAGGCGGGGUAUGGUGGCUCACACCUGUAAUCCCAGAACUUUUGGGAGGCUGAGGUGGGCGGAUCACGAGGUCAAGAAAUUGAGAUCAUCCUGGGCAACAUGGUGAAACCCCAUCUCUGCUAAACAUACAAAAAUUAGCUAGGUGUGGUGACAUGUGCCUGUAGUCUGAGCUACUCGGGAGGCUGAGGCAGGAGAAUCACUUGAACCCAGGAGGCAGAGGCUGCAGUGAGUUGAGAUCGAGCCACUGCACUCCAGCCUGGCAAUAGAGUGAGACUGUCUCAAAAACAAAAAAACCUUACAAAAUUAGCCAAAAUUUUGGUAACCAGCAUUCUGAAGUCCUACAUAGUCUAGAUUUUCAUAAUAAUUGAUUCUAGUCCUUUUGUUUAUAGUUUUGAUCCUUAUGAUCUGUAAAGCAGAUCAUUAAUAUUUACAAUCAAAACAAAACAAAUUUUAAAAAUCUUUUGAUGUUUUUUCACAAACUGUUAAGUAUUUGCACAGAUUUCACAUAAAGCAAGAUCAUCAGACAAGAUAAUGAAAUACAGUCAUAGGCACAAAAGAGAUACUGAAUACCUAAAACAAUGUAACUCUUAUCAGGCUGAGGAUUAUACACAUCUCUAUUGAGUUCUGUACAAGCCUUAACUGCUUCAAGGAUUGAAGCUUUCAGGUUGAAGGAAAUGAACUUGUGACAAUAUGGAAAAUGUAAUGCUUCUCAUGAAAGUAUUGUAUAAAAUACUCUUGGUCAAAUUUACCACAAGUAUAAACACAUACACCUGUAAAGUAUGAGCUCAGAUGGUCACGUGAGAGUAUUAAUAAUGCAUGCUGUAUCUCUGAGGUAGAUCAUGGUAUGGUGUCUACAUUUACAAAUAGUUAUUAAGCACUCACCUGUGGAAGAAGAUGAUUCAUGAAAAGACUAUUUUUCAGGGUUAGACAAUUCCUAUAUACAAAUAAAAUGCUUUUUUUUUUUUUUUGAGAUGGAGUCUUGCUCUGUCACCCAGGGUGGAGUACAGCAAUGUGAUCUCGGCUCACUGCAACAUCCACCUUCCGGGUUCAAGCGAUUCUCGUGCCUCCGCCUCUCAAGUAGCUGGGAUUACAGGUGCACGCCACCAUGCCUUGCUAAUAUUUGUAUUUUUAGUAGAGACAGGGUCUUACCAUGUUGGCUAGUCCGGUCUUGAACUCCUGAGCUCAGGUGAUCUGCCAGUUGAAGUGCUGAGAUUACAGGUGUGAGCCACCACACCUGGCCUUCUUUUCAAUAAUCCUAAGUAGCAUAUAUAAUCAAGUGCCUAAGAGUUGAAUGCUCAGUCCUACUUAACAACAAAACAAAAAAGCAAAACAGACGCUAGCCUCCAGAGGAAGGGAGUGUCUGACGAAAUGUAGAAGGCAGGUGGGCGAUGAACACAGAAAAGGAGCAACCCCAAACCGCGCCAGUUUUCACGUCCGUCUCCGCACUACGGGUCUGCGUUUUCUUUCACCAAGAGUUUUUCAGGGUGAUUUUAUUUCUCAUGAUCUUCCCACUUCAUGCUCAAAAACUCUUGAUUUGCCAUUUCCAAUUCUCCAGUCACAUCUCACAAAAAAUGUCAGUUCCUUUUCUUCCCUGAGGAAAACCUUUUUCUUUCCCCAAUUUACUGAUUCCCGUGGCUCUGACUGCCAUGCUCUUGGUAACUGCUUCUGGACUGGAGAUUCAGCUGUCGGCAAGAAUGUUGUUCCUCCAGUUCCCCUUUCCCCACCUUUAUCCUCAGGUAUCUGACCUGACACUGCUUUCCCCCACCCCAUUUGCUUUCCACUUUAACCAAUACCUUUCCCAAGUCAAGUAGUUUGCUAGAUGCAUGGGCUUUGGGAAUGUGUAUUCAUCCUGGCUCAACCACCUAUCAGCUACGGAUCUCUCUAAAUUACUUACUCUUCCUGGCCUCAGCUUGGCCAUCUGUAAGACAGAAAUAAUAUAGCACCUACCUCAUAAUAUUGUUCUAAGGUUCGGGUAAAACAAUACAUGUGAAAUGCUCAGCACGCUUUUAAUGCAUAGUAUGUGCUCAGUAAAGGUUAGCUGUAUUACUGCUCAGCAGUCAUAAAUUGUUAUCAAGGUCAUGAAUUUGUACUGCUUCACAGUGAAAAAGAAUUCUUAGCUUAAAAACAUCACUGACGUUUAACACUGAUGCAAGCACAAAACUUAGGUUUAAACUAUGUUAAUAUAGUUUGAGAAGAAAACCCAGCUAAAAAGCUGUGUGCUAUAAAGUUUAUAUGCAUUUCCUCAUUUACUUUUUAAUUACAACCCCAUGUUGAUGUGUUUACUUGACAAGUGGCAUGACGACUAUUGCUGUUUCCCAGCUGGUUGCUCAGACACUGACCUGCUUUUGCCUUACACAAGGGAUACACUUUCUUUUGAGAUGGGGUCUUGCUCUGUCGCCCAGGCUGGAGUGCAGUGGCACGAUCUCAGCUCACUGCAACCUCUGCCUCCCAGGUUCAAGCGAUUCUCUUGCCUGAGACUCCUGAGUAGCUGGGACUACAGGUGCCUGCCACCACGCCUAGCUAAUUUUUUGUAUUUUUAGUAAAGAUGGGAUUUCAUCAUCUUGGUCAGGCUGGUCUUGAACUCUUGACCUCGUGACCCACCCAUCUCGGCCUCCCAAAGUGUUGGGAUUACAGGCGUAAGCCACCGUGCCCAGCCUACACUGCAUUUUUGACAUCCUCUUAAUUAAAAGUCCAGUGACUAAUGUGGUAUUUCUAAAAUUAUGCAAAUUGCAUCUCUAACCACUGUUUUUUGGGGCUGUAUCUAUGUCCAUUGAGUAGGCUAGUUUUGGCUUGAAUAUUUUCUUAACUUCUGUACAGUUAUUCAAAACAGCUCUGUAGCUGUUCCACUGGAUAAAAGGGGCUGGUUCAUUGCUUUCUUAACUGGGUGAGGGGUAGGAAGGUAAACAUUACUGAUACAAUCCUGGUUUUCUCCCCUCUUACCACUUAAAUCUAUAUUUAGGAUUACUUUUUCAUAAAGAUUAGGUGUUGUUUUUUUUUGGAUACAGGGUCUUGCUCUGUCACCCAGGCUGGAGUGCAGUGGCACGAUCUUGGGUCACUGCAACUGCCACCUUCUGAGCUCAAGGGAUCCUCCCACCUUAGUCUCCUACAGGCCAAGACUACAGGCACAUGCCACCAUGCCUGGCUAUUUCUUUUUAGAGAUGGGGGUCUCACCAUGUUGCCCAGUUUGGUGUGGAACUCCUGGGCUCAAGAGAUCCACCCACCUCAGCCUCCCAGCACUGGAAUUACAGGUGUGAGCCACCAUGCCCAGACUACUUUUUUUGACUGAAAGUAAUCCAGUCUCCCUUCUGGUUCUUUUCAUCGCUAGUCACUAAUGUUGAUUAUCUUCUCCUCUGAUCUUUCAUGAGUGUGGGCUGGUGAUUAUCAGAAUAUUUAAGGCUCUAAAUGUCUUCUGGCUAGUCUGUUUCUACAUUGUCUUUUUCGAAUCAAGCUUUAUGAGACAAUGGGACUGUCAACAUGAAGUUUUGCUGACUUCUUACUGUAUUAAAUUUCUAACAAAAAGACCACAAUUACAUCAGGCAGAAUACAUUUGUAAUAAAUAACCCAAAGCUGCUUUUGCUCAAGAUGACUAUCUUGGUGUUUAGACACUUCUUUCCACACAUCCCAUUACUUCAUCAGAGCUGAGCUUGCUGACUCUGAACUGAUUCAGAAUAAACUCCAGAAACUCUUAUUUCCUAUAGAAUUCUUGUCAAAAACGGUGACUCCAAAAAUAAUUUCUAAGGUAGACAGUGGGAUGUGGGUACAAGAGCAGAACACAAAUGAAAACUGUCAUGUCAGAUUGUGAUUUAUCAGCAAGUCCUGGGAACAGAAAAUUUAACAAAACUGGACUUCUUCAACAACUUAAUUGUGACACACUAGUUGCAAAGAUAAUUUAAAUCUUCAUGCCAUGUGAAUGUUAGACAUGAUUAUGUAUCCUUAAGCUCUGGAGACAGUAAUCACUGAAGAAAUGUGAGUGAGGCAGGGUGUGAUAGGUUGGCUCAAUGCUUAUAAUAUGCUAUUUAAAGUGACUGUUUCUUUCUUUCUUCUUCUUUUUUUUAAUUAUAAAGCCAUGUCUUUUCAAUUCAAACACAUCAGGGCAUUUCUCUGGGAGGCCAAUAGUCUUCUUACUGUUUUAGGACUAAAAAUGUACAAUGCCUAUUUACUGAGCAGGUCUCAAAUGUCCUAAUAUUUGGCAGAAAAAGAACUUCCUAGCAUUCGAUCAACUGCUGUUGUGCCAGAAUUGGUAGGUUUGUCCAAAAAUUAAGAUCAGUAACAGAUUCCUAUGCUCUGGAGAGUAUACUUCUCAUUUUACUCCCUUCAUAUAAAGCAAGUGACCAUGCUUUAACUACUCAAAAGCAUAGUUACUGAGAAAAGCACCAAUAAUGAUCUCAUGAAACAAAAAAAAGACUAAAAAGCCACUUUAUGUUGCAAAAGCUAUGCUACUUACCUCCUUAAAGCAGUAGUCCCCAACAAUAUAAAGUCCUGAAGUUAAGUCAUGAUGGGACUACAAGCAAAGUGACUCAUUCGAUACUCAUUCUCUUAACAGUUCUUCAAAUUCCCACAUGGAGUUCUGAAUCUUGAUUAUGGGAGUGGUGAUUACAUGAAGCUACAUGAGAUAAAAUUGCACAGAACCAACCACACACACACCCACCACCCCACACAAACACAGAGUACAUGAAGCGAGAUAAAACUGCCACAGAACCAAACACACACACACACACACACACACACCCAUGCUUGUAAAACUGUAAAAGCUGAAUAAACUCUGUGGAGUGUAUCAACAUCAAUUUCUUGGCUUUUAAAGGUUUUGACACACAUUUCUCAUUGUAUAAGAUGUUACCAUUGGGGAUGGCUGGUUGAAGAAUACACCAGGACUUCUCUGCACAUUUUUUCCUGCAAUUUCCUAUGAAUCUGUAACUAUUUCAAAAUAAAAAAAUUUUUUAAAUGAGAAAUAAAAAAUUUGGGAGAAAAGUUCUACUGAAAGAGUGCAUUUAUAAGCACACUUAUGCCACAAAUAGAGAUUAUCUUAGGCAUCAAAGCAGAUUAAUUUAAAGAGAUCCAUUCUAGCUUAUUGAAAAUAGCAAUUCUCAUUUUGUUGGGAUUUGUUCCAUUUUGUACGUGAAAACUAGAACUAUGAACUAGUUCUGCUCUCCUUAAAAUCAGAAAGGAGAAGCCAGAGAAAAAUAAUUUAUUCCCAUUGCACUUCUUUUCUCCCAUCUACAACCUCCUCCAUAAACCAAAUUUCUCCUGUAAGCUUUCAAGUUUAAAUAACAUUGUACCACGACUCAUGUCUGUCUAUUGUGAGGAAACUUCACAAUUGCAAAGGCCUAGUAUUGUUUUCAGGCCCACGGGCAAACAUAUGUUUUAGAUUAAAAGGCAUUUUAAAUCUUGGCUUUAUUUGCUCCCAAGAAGCCAGAUUUUCCCUGUGCCUAAGCUGUUCCUUGGCGAUCAAGCACUUUUGAAAACUGCAUUAACUCUUUCAGGCUAGGUGGAUUUUCUUUUGCACAUUUAAAGAAUUUUAUUAACAAGUAUCUUUCCAACAACUAUCUUCCACACCUGCAAAGUUAACCAACAGACCAGGGCCUUCAAACAUUUUGCUUAAUGAACCUAUCAUCAGCUAGAGGUGAAAUAAAAUUUAAAAUCCCCUUUAACCCACCAGUUCCCAAAGUUGGCUACAUAUUAGAAUGAUCUGGUAGCCUUUUAAAAAAUUACCAAUGGCUGGGUUCCAUUCCUAGAUUCUGAUUUAAUUGCUAUGAAGUGUAGCCUGAGCUUUCGGAGUUUUAAAAGCUCCCCAGGUCAAAGCUACCACUUGAGUGCACAACUCUUCACACUUUUCAUAUUUCAUAAUUCUUCCAAAAAUCCAUACAUAAAGAAAGGAGUAAUCAUCUACUCAAGUGCUUAUGGAAUCUAAGCACUCAUUCCACCAGAACCUUACCAAUCCAGGAGUUAAGGCCUCCAGUGUCAGUCAAAAGCCUUCCCUCUGACCCUGAAAAUAAAACACUGGGAAUGCUGCCUUUCAGGUCUAAUAGAGGCCCUGCCAAUGCACUCAGUUUCACAUCUAGUGAAAACAGAAGGCUCAGGUGAGAAACAGAAAAUCCUCAAAGUAUGUUCUUUUAAUAAAAGCUUUAAUACCUAAACUAAUAAACGAGAUCCUAUUAAGAAAAGUGAGUGUUCCAGACUUUUUUUUUUUGAAACAGGCAUAAAGCCAAAAACUGUAUUUUCCAGGAUCAAACUUGUUUGAAAAGAAGAGGUAUGAUGUAAGAAAAUAUUUUCACAGCACCACUGGAUCCAGUUGCCAUAAUUCCAAAUGGAGCAGAGAAUGACUUGGAAAAAAGAACUUCAUGAUUAAAGAUUAUUUUCUCAAUUGACAUUUUACCUUCCCCAAGAUUAAAAUAGCACCUAUUCCAGAAGCAUAUUGUUUAUGAACUAUCACUACUGCUUAGAACCUAUCUUGCUCAUCCAUAUCAAUUCCAAAUCUAGACUCAAAAGGCAGAAUUUAAAUGAGGGCAGCAUACAAAACUGGAAUUUUAAAAUAAUGAGAAAAAAAAGUUUUUUGAAACAUCCUACUUUAAAUUAAGACUGUUUCUAAAACACACAUGCAGAUAAUUAUUAGAACAGAAAAGGAGAAAUGGUUUCCCUGGGGUCAAUUUAAUUCUCCUGUAUUUUCCCCAGGGAAAUUUUGAAAAAUAAGCCUGCAAAAGGCAUUUACAAGGAUGUUCAAUGCAACAUUGGUAUGACAGUGAAAAACUCACAAAAAAAGGAAAAAGUAAUCCAUUAUACAUAUAUCGCAGAAUAUACACAAACAUGUAUGCAUAUAUAUUUAUCUCUAUUUAUAUAUACAUGCAUGUGUGUGUGUAUCUAAGACAUAGUGGGUCUGCAGAACAAUAUUA
This is a messenger RNA of Callithrix jacchus (white-tufted-ear marmoset), 12943 nucleotides long. RefSeq names its product prospero homeobox 2 (gene PROX2). Gene Ontology annotation, molecular function: DNA-binding transcription factor activity, RNA polymerase II-specific; RNA polymerase II cis-regulatory region sequence-specific DNA binding. Gene Ontology annotation, biological process: regulation of transcription by RNA polymerase II. Gene Ontology annotation, cellular component: nucleus. The record is from RefSeq and is a predicted model, not a curated record. NCBI's taxonomy places the organism in Eukaryota, Metazoa, Chordata, Mammalia, Primates, Cebidae.